UCUACCAGUAACUCAACGCGCUUUCGUCUAGUGCUUUAGCUUAACGCGAGUCGCGGGUAUACGAAAUUCGUAUUUGUCAAAAUUAGGCUUAACACUUCCAUAAAAUGUUCCAUCAGAUUGACAUAUGACAAAAUGUUUAGACAUAUUUGAAAGUCACCUUAAAAAUUAACAUUUUCAAAAUGCGUUGUAUCAUUGAAACUAUAACCGAGUUUACAUAUUUAGAAAACAUUUUAAUGGGACUUUCUGAUGCUCUAAAAAAGAAAUUGGGCAUACACAACCUUGUAUUAAGAAAAUUUCCCUUGGCAUCUGCCACCGACAUUUCCGCAUGGGAACAAAGAAACGGUGUGCAGAUGCCACAAGACUUACAUGCCUUUUACUCGUCGUCUGACGGUUUCAAUUUUGAAUGGACGCAUACCUACGACGGAGAUGCAGAUAAUACUGUUAAUGGCUCAAUUAAAAUUAACUCACUUCAUGACAUGGUGCCGAUAUUUGGUUUUCAAACGUCGAUGGAACCUGGAGUUAGAUUAAAUACAGAACGUUACGAAAUGAAAUUAUCGAUUGAAAGUCGAUUAUUCAUACUGGAUACAAUUCCUCAACGGGGCCAUGUAGUUUUGGUAUAUUUGUACCCUAUCUACGUACCCACCAUUUGGUUAUUGACGGCAGAUAUGGCUUUGUACUUUUUGGCGAACGAUGUUGCAACCUAUCUGCGUAUGGCCAUUUCUCAUUUGGGCAUUUCAAAUUGGCAAUUUAUCUACACACCGAACGGCGUCCCACAAUGGACCGAAAAUGUAAUCAGACAACUUGCACCUCAUUUGCUGCCAUUGAAUAAGUCUAUAGAAAGAGUCAAUCGUGAGCGUGAGAUCGAUAAGAGUGAUAAUUGUGCCGAAAUUCCCGUAAAUAGACUAGAUCCGAAUUUGUUUGAAUCCUGUCCGCGCAUCAGCACGGUACCCAUACCCAUUUUGUUGCCUAAUGCCAGAGAAUCUGAGAAGUGUAGUCCUAGGAAAAAGGCGUUAUGCAAACCUUUGGAUCAAGUGUGCAAACCUCGCACGAGGAUGUCUUGUGUUAAAAAAAGUCCAAAAUAAAUGUUUAAUAUUUGCA
Molecule: messenger RNA, 1098 nt
Organism: Photinus pyralis (common eastern firefly)
Lineage: Eukaryota; Metazoa; Arthropoda; Insecta; Coleoptera; Lampyridae
Product: tubulin polyglutamylase complex subunit 2-like
Exons: 1
Coding region: 180-1082 (300 amino acids)
Biological process (GO): protein polyglutamylation
Source: RefSeq, a predicted model, not a curated record